Molecule: messenger RNA, 855 nt
Organism: Aureobasidium pullulans EXF-150
Lineage: Eukaryota; Fungi; Ascomycota; Dothideomycetes; Dothideales; Saccotheciaceae
Product: soluble epoxide hydrolase
Exons: 1
Coding region: 1-855 (284 amino acids)
Molecular function (GO): catalytic activity
Source: RefSeq, a predicted model, not a curated record
AUGCACUAUGUUCACGCUGGCCAAGGACCUGAAUCUCUCCUCCUCCUCCAUGGAACACCAAAGACGAGUUAUUACUGGUACAAACUGUUCCCACUCUUGACACAGCAUUUCCACGUCAUCGCACCAGACUUGCGUGGAUUCGGCGAUACCGACAAACCUCCAACAACUGACGGUUACGAUUCUGCAACAAACAGCCAAGACGUCUCCGAAUUGAUGACCCUUCUCAACAUUGACAAGUUCCACGUUCAUGGAGAAGAUCGUGGUGCAGACUUUGCGUAUGCUCUCGCCGCCACCUGUCGAGAUCGUGUCAAGAGUCUAUCAUUCUGCGAAAUGGCCGUGUCUGGCUUCGGGCUAGAAGAAACAUCUUACUGGACUGAAGAAAAUCUCACCGCCCAAUACCGUCAAAAAGGUAUCUGGUGCUGGCAUCUAGGCUUCUUCUCGAUCCCGCACAUUCCUGAAAUGCUCAUCCAAGGCCAUGAACGCGAGUUUUGGGAAAUGUUUAUGAAGCAAGAAUGCUACAAUCCUAAUGCGAUUGAACAUGCAGCUUUGGAUCAUUGGGUGGCUUGUUCCAUGCAACCUGGAGGUUUACGAGGUAUCCUGGAAACAUAUCGUGCUGGUUUCAAGAAUGCGGCCAAUCAUCGCGCACUACUGGAAGCAGGAGGAAAACUUACGGUGAGAACAAUGACAAUUGAAGCUCCUGAAUUCUUUGGCCCAAUCGUGGAACAGAGUAUUUCGCGUGUUGUAGAGCGAGUAGAAAGGUCUGAGAUAUUCGAGGAAUGUGGGCAUAGUCUCGCGCUUGAGAAACCAGAAAGACUUGCAAAAUGCUUGAGGGAGUUUAUGUUGGGGGUUGAUUAA